CAGAACGAGGGAGAAUAAAUUUUAGGGAGACCAGGGCCUAGCAAUGAAAGAGCCAUAGAAAUACAAAAGGGUGGGAAAGUUAUUAUAAGAAGGUCACAUCAUCCUGGCACUGCCAGUACCAGUGGGCCUCAAAGCCCAGUUUGGCACUUUCAUCCUCUAGUGGUUCAGGAGGUCCACCUUGGAGCCCCUCCCCUGGGGGCUUCCAUACAGCCCUCAAGCUCCCUAGCCUGCUGGCUGUCAGGUCCACCUCAGUCCUGGCCCUGUCCACACUGGGUAUACCCUUUGCCCAGUCCAUCUCAGGACGGGGAGCCCCAGGGGGUCCCUGUUCAUCCAGCUCGCUGGGGGCCACCGUGUCUAGGAAGCUGCCAACGGAGAGGCUGUCCAGCUGGUCAGUGGAGCUGGCGUCAGGCAGGCUGUCCCAGCUCCCUCUCCUUGAGUGGCCUGGGCUCCCGCCCGUCAGGCUACAUUGGCUGCUGGUGAGGCUGCCGCAGUGGCUGGUCAGCGUCCCUCUCUCCUCCAACAGCCAGCGCACAGCCUCGAGGCCCUCAUUCAAGGUCAACAGCUGCUGCAGGAUCUUCACAUCGAUGGCUCGCAGAUUCCUGAAGGCAUGGGUUGGCCAGGACAGUGGUGACUCCCCAAUCCGGCAUGGACGACUGGAAGCCCAGCUCCCUCAUCAAGCCCUUUGGGGCUCGUAAGAAGCGGAGCUGGUAUCUUACCUGGAAGUAUAAACUCACCAACCAGCGGGCCCUGCGGAGAUUCUGUCAGACAGGGGCGGUGCUUUUCCUACUGGUGACCGUCAUUGUCAACAUCAAGUUGAUUCUGGACACGCGGCGAGCAAUCAGCGAGGCCAAUGGAGACCCGGAGCCAGAUCAAGACUAUGAGGAGGCCCUGGGCCGAUUAGAGCCCUCACGGCGCAGAGGCAGUGGUCCCCGACGGGUUCUGGAUGUGGAGGUGUACUCAAGUCGCAGCAAAGUAUAUGUGGCAGUGGAUGGCACUACGGUGCUGGAGGACGAGGCUCGGGAGCAAGGCCGCGGCAUCCACGUCAUCGUUCUCAACCAGGCUACGGGCCAUGUGAUGGCAAAGCGUGUGUUUGACACAUACUCACCUCAUGAGGAUGAGGCCAUGGUGCUGUUCCUUAACAUGGUGGCACCUGGCCGAGUGCUCAUCUGCACUGUCAAGGACGAGGGCUCCUUCCACCUCAAGGACACAGCCAAGGCUCUGCUGAGGAGCCUGGGCAGCCAGGCUGGCCCUGCGCUGGGCUGGAGGGACACUUGGGCCUUCGUGGGACGCAAAGGAGGUCCUGUCCUUGGGGAGAAACAUUCUAGGUCACCUGCCCUCUCCUCCUGGGGGGACCCAGUCCUGCUGAAGACAGAUGUGCCGCUGAGCUCAGCUGAAGAGGCGGAGUGCCACUGGGCAGACACCGAGCUGAACCGUCGCCGCCGGCGCUUCUGCAGCAAAGUGGAGGGCUAUGGGAGUGUGUGCAGCUGCAGGGACCCCACUCCCAUCGAGUUCAGCCCUGACCCACUCCCAGACAACAAGGUCCUCAACGUGCCUGUGGCUGUCAUUGCAGGGAACCGGCCCAAUUACUUGUAUAGGAUGCUGCGCUCUCUACUCUCAGCCCAGGGGGUGUCUCCUCAGAUGAUAACAGUUUUCAUCGAUGGCUACUACGAGGAGCCAAUGGAUGUGGUGGCACUCUUUGGUCUGAGGGGCAUCCAGCACACUCCCAUCAGCAUCAAGAACGCCCGUGUAUCUCAGCACUACAAAGCCAGCCUCACUGCCACUUUCAACCUGUUUCCGGAAGCCAGGUUUGCCGUGGUUCUGGAAGAGGACCUGGACAUUGCUGUGGAUUUUUUCAGUUUCCUGAGCCAGUCCAUCCACCUGCUGGAGGAGGAUGACAGCCUGUAUUGUAUCUCGGCCUGGAAUGACCAGGGAUAUGAACACACGGCUGAGGACCCGGCACUGUUGUACCGUGUGGAGACCAUGCCUGGGCUGGGCUGGGUGCUCAGGAAGUCCUUGUACAAGGAGGAGCUUGAGCCCAAGUGGCCCACACCAGAAAAGCUCUGGGACUGGGACAUGUGGAUGCGGAUGCCCGAACAACGCCGGGGCCGAGAGUGCAUCAUCCCUGAUGUUUCCCGAUCCUACCACUUCGGCAUUGUUGGCCUCAACAUGAACGGCUACUUCCACGAGGCCUACUUCAAGAAGCACAAGUUCAACACGGUGCCAGGUGUCCAGCUCAGGAAUGUGGACAGUCUGAAGAAGGAAGCUUAUGAAGUGGAAAUUCACAGGCUGCUCAGUGAGGCUGAGGUUCUGGACCACAGCAAGAACCCUUGUGAAGAUUCUUUCCUGCCAGAUACAGAGGGCCACACCUAUGUGGCCUUCAUCCGAAUGGAGAAAGAUGAUGACUUUACCACCUGGACCCAGCUUGCCAAGUGCCUCCAUAUCUGGGACCUGGAUGUGCGUGGCAACCACCGGGGCCUGUGGAGAUUGUUUCGAAAGAAGAAUCACUUCCUGGUGGGUGAAGAAGCCACCAUCAAUCACCCCAAUUUUCCUGGAGCCACCCCCAAAGGAAGAGGGAGCCCCAGGAGCCGCAGAACAGACAUGAGACCUCCUCCAGGACCCUGCAGGGCUGGGCCUGGCUCAGAAUCUAACCUAUUUAUUGACUGUCCUGAGGGCCUUGGGAACAGGCUGAAGCCUGGAGGGCCUUGAUUCCUUUCUCGGCUGGGGUGCUGCCCUGAGGGUGGGGCUGGCUCUUACUCAGGAACCUGCUGUGCCCUGUGCCCAACCCAUGGACAGGCCCACUAGGGCCCUCCUGCUGAUGCAGACUCACUCAGAGACCCUCGGACACGGAACCAGGCCUCUUCUCAGCCUCCCCUUUGUCCAGGUUUCCAAAGCUGGAUAAGGUGGUCAUUGAUUAAAAAAGGAGAAAACCUCUGGG
Molecule: messenger RNA, 2935 nt
Organism: Odobenus rosmarus divergens (Pacific walrus)
Lineage: Eukaryota; Metazoa; Chordata; Mammalia; Carnivora; Odobenidae
Gene: POMGNT1
Product: protein O-linked mannose beta1,2-N-acetylglucosaminyltransferase
Exons: 23
Coding region: 646-2706 (686 amino acids)
Biological process (GO): protein O-linked glycosylation via N-acetylgalactosamine
Cellular component (GO): Golgi membrane
Molecular function (GO): beta-1,3-galactosyl-O-glycosyl-glycoprotein beta-1,3-N-acetylglucosaminyltransferase activity
Source: RefSeq, a predicted model, not a curated record